AACCGGAUAUAAACCCUUCAUAAAGCGAACGAACUUGUCUCUUCGUUUCUACUAAUCCCCAUGUACUCAACCCAUGUUAUCGCUUUCGGUAUCCCGUGUGUUAUUGCACUGGUUGCUGCUUUUGGUCUAACUCGCAGACGUGUCUACCCUUUGCCUCUGCCGCCUGGCCCUCACCCCUUACCAUUCUUACUCCAAUUGGACACUAAACAACCUUGGCUCACAUAUACUGCAUGGGCAAAUAAAUAUGGAAAAAUCAUCCACUCCCGCCUCCUUGGGAUCGACUUUAUAAUCAUAAACUCCGAAGCCAUCGCGCGGGAAUUACUGGACAAGCGUUCUGCAAUCUACUCGGAUCGCCCAGUCAUUCGCACCAAUGAAUUAUAUGGGCUGGCUUUCAACACCGUGCUCCUUCCGUAUGGUGAGACUCUACGACGACAUCGCAGGAUCUACCAUCAAAUCCUCGGGGCUGAAGCCUCCGGCUCAUACCACGAGAUGUACUCUCGCCACGCAAACGAACUAGUCGUCAAUCUCUUGGAUCCAAACAGUGACCCGCAGGCACUGACGCAAGUAUUCACGGGCUCCCUGAUCAUGGCAGCGACAUACGGAUACUCUGCUCACGGAAAUGAAGACUCGCUUCUUGCCCGCGCGUAUGAACUCGUUGAUAUUGGUAAACAUAUUAUUUCUCCCGAAAGGGCUGCCAUGUUCACAGCCUUUCCUUUCCUUGAAAAAUUACCAUUUUGGUGCUUUGGCGGGGUCUUUGCUCUAAUGGGACGCAGUAGAGAGUUAGCUCAGCAGCUUUUGAACGAGCCCGUUGAUAGAGUGAAGGCACAGAUGGCAAAUGGUACUGCUUCACACUCUUUAGUCGCUGACUUCCUCAGUCAAGCUCACGACGACGCUGGCGAAGACACGAUGAAGGGUGUUGCGUUAACAGGAUUCUUAGCCGGCAUAGAGACGACUGCAUCUACAUUGCAGGUAUUCCUGCUGGCUAUGGUGCUCUUCCCUGACGUCCAAGCUCGGGCUCGUGCAGAAAUCGAUCAAGUUGUGAGGCACGAUGCAAUGCCGUGCAUUGAUGAUAGGGCGUCACUACCCUACCUUGACGCCAUUCUACGCGAGGUCCUGAGAUGGUAUCCUGUCGCCCCCUUAGGAGUUCCACAUACAACAUCAAAUGAUGAUGUUUACGGCGGGUAUUUUAUACCCAAAGGUGCGAUAAUAAUGGUUAAUCAAUGGGCGCUGUCUCGGGAUGAAGACACGUUUCCUGAUGCAUCACGCUUCGAUCCUAGUCGCUACCUGACAGCUGAUGGCAAGCUCAAGGACAAUCUCGUCAAUCAUUUCGCCUUUGGUUAUGGCAGGCGCAUUUGUCCUGGCCGGUGGUUUGCGGAGAACGGUCUCUGGACCGCUGCUGCUGCCAUACUCGCCGUCUUGCGCAUCGAUCAUGCCAAAGACUCGAACGGAGACAAAAUCGAGGUGAAGCCGGAAUUCACCACCGGUUUGGCGAUUCACCCUAAACCUUUUCGCUGCUCGUUUGAAAGCGUGAAUACAGCAAGAGAAGGACAGCUUCGAGCCACGAUGGCAUCGAAGUAGGCUGUUAUCAGUUAUUUGUACUCGUGGUGGACUGUCUUAUAAGUAGUCUCAGGCACUUGUAGUACUGGCAGGUCAUCAGAGGGCCCGUAAUCAGCCAUUGACCAGAAUUGGCCGGGGUAACAUCAUUGCUCGGAUCAUUGUUGUCCAGGUUGGUGUCGGUGUUAGGCAAGGUCACAUCCGCAUCAUGCUCUGGAGCACCCGGAUCGAAAUGUAUGGCAUAGU
Suillus clintonianus is the source of this 1800-nucleotide messenger RNA. RefSeq names its product cytochrome P450. The transcript is spliced from 14 exons. Gene Ontology annotation, molecular function: oxidoreductase activity, acting on paired donors, with incorporation or reduction of molecular oxygen; heme binding; iron ion binding. The coding region runs from base 61 to 1578 and encodes 505 amino acids. NCBI's taxonomy places the organism in Eukaryota, Fungi, Basidiomycota, Agaricomycetes, Boletales, Suillaceae. The record is from RefSeq and is a predicted model, not a curated record.